AUGGCUGCUGAUUUUCUUCCUAUGAACGCAUUCUCUGAGGGCACAGCCUCUACCUUUGACCACAGUCUGAAGGAGAAGGCCCCCUUCACCAUCCGUAAUGCGCUGGAUCCUCUCACCGUGCAGCACAGUGCCAACCUGCGGGCGGUGGCCUCCCCUGGGCAGGGCAAGCUCCACGAGGUGGGGGUAGGGCAGAGCGUGGACCUGCAGUACUCUGGGUCGGGAACCUCCACACGGGGCAAACUGUCCGCUUUGCAACGCCAGGAGAGCUGCCUCUUUAACCUCAGCAUCGGUCAGUGGACUACUCUAUAUUUAUUUACACCUUUAUUUGUGUCAGCUCUUCCUCCAGCCAGCUGGGCGCCUGGAGGGCCAGAAGACAGUCCGUCGUCUACCUGUAUCGCCUGGAAGGAGCAGGUCCACCUGAGCUCUGAGGUGCGGUCCCUUCUCCAGUGUCCGUCGGCAGACAGCAGCUUCCUGCCCCUCCAGGUGACCACCUUGGCCACACCAGAUCACCUGUCCUUCAUUUCCUCCCAGCGAGAGGACGACUGGGACCCUGCUUACGUCAUCCACCUCCACCCAGCUGUGACCCUCCGGAACCUGCUGCCUUACAGCAUCAGAUAUCUACUGGAGGGCUCAGCAGAGUUCCACGAGCUCCAGGAGGGCAGCGCUGCAGACGUUCUGAAUGCCCGUAUAGGAGGUGAGAUCAUGGAGAUGGUCCUGGUUAAAUACCAGGGCAGGAACUGGUCCGGACGUAUCCGUAUCGCCCAGGACAUGCAGGAGUUCUUCCCUGUGUGCUUCACCUGCGACUCGGCCGAGACGCUGACCGUGGACCUGAGCGUGCACGUGGCGCGGCUGCAUGGACGUCUGACGCUGGCUGUGUUUAGCCCGUACUGGAUCGUCAAUAAGACGUCCAGGGUUCUGCAGUACCGCGCGGAAGACGUCUCCGUCAAACACGCGUCGGACUUCAGGGACGUCGUCCUCUUCUCCUUCAAGAGAAAGAACAUCUUCAGCAAGAACAAGCUGCAGCUCUGUGUGUCCACCAGUUCCUGGUCUGAUGGCUUCUCAUUGGAUACGGUGGGGAGUUAUGGGUGUGUCAGAUGCCCUGCCAACACCAUGGACUACCUGGUUGGCGUCAGCAUUCAAAUGAGUAGUUUCAACCUGACCAAGAUGGUGACCAUGAGUCCGUUCUUCACGCUGGUCAACAAGUCUUCCUACGAGCUGGAGGUGGGAGAGGUGCAGACAGAGGAGGGCAGCGUCAACGGGAAGUGGCACUACAUCUCCUCUACAGAGUGCCUCCCCCUCUGGCCAGAGUUGAUCACAGGGAAGCUGUGUGUCAGGGUCGUGGGCUCAGACUCCAAGUCCAAGUCCUUCUUCUUCAACAAGCAGGACAACGGCACCCUGCUGGGCAUGGAUCAGUAUGGAGGUGUGAUAGUCGACGUGAACAUCUCAGACAGCUCUACUGUGAUCAGCUUCACUGACUAUUAUGAUGGAGCUGCUCCAGCUCUCAUAGUCAACCACACACCCUGGGUUGUCAUCACCUACAGACAGAGCUGUUCCACAGAGAGCAGAGCGCUGAAUCCUGGAGAAGCCCAGAGGUUUGCCUGGGACAACCCUGCAGGGGUCCGCAAACUCAGCUGGAAGUGUCAGGAGCACGGCAGUGGAGAACUGGACCUGGUUAAGGAUGAGUGUGGUCAGUUUGCCUACGACGGUCUAUCCCAGGUCCACUGGGUGUCCUUCCUGGAUGGUCGCCAGCGCGUGCUGCUCUUCACCGAGGACGUUGCCGUGGUGACCAAGGCGCGGCAGGCGGAGGAGCUGGAGCAGUUCCAACAGGAAGUGAACGUGUCGCUGCAGAACCUUGGCCUGUCGCUCGUCAACAACGACAACCGCCAGGAGAUCGCGUAUGUCGGCAUCACCAGCUCUGGGGUGGUGUGGGAGAUGAGACCGAAGAGCCGAUGCAAGCCUUUCAACCAGAGGAACAUCAGGCUGUUGGAGAAGGCCUACCAGAAACACCUGGCUGGAGGCACACCUGAGCCCGGCUGGGUCAAACUGGAGACCAACUUAGAGGUGAACUUUGGGAAGGUUCCCAUGGUGAUGCGUCAGCCCUUUUCCAGUAGAAUCAGGAGGAACUUCCUGUCUGGGAUCCAGGUGGAGUUUAAACAGUCGCCUCAUCAGAGAAGUCUCCGGGCCCAGCUCCACUGGCUACAGGUAGACAACCAGCUGACUGGAGCUUUAUUCCCCAUCGUGUUCCACCCUGUUCCUCCUCCAAAGUCCAUCGCUCUGGACUCAGAACCAAAGCCUUUUAUGGACGUCAGCAUCAUCACCAGGUUUAACCAACACAGUCAGGUCACGCAGUUCAAGUACUUCAUGGUUCUGGUCCAGGAGAUGGCUGUGAAGAUUGACCAGGGAUUCCUGGGAGCCAUCUUGGCCCUGUUCACUCCAGCUGCCGAUUCGCAUGUGGACAAACAGAAGACCAAGCUGAUAGAGAAGGACUUGGCGAUGUUACAGGCUGAAUUGAUGGAGGCGUCCAUGACCGACAACUCAGGCCUCAGCUUCUUUGAAUACUUCCACAUCUCUCCCAUCAAACUACACCUCAGUCUGUCUCUGGGCUCUAGUGGAGACGAGUCUGGUCAACAGGAGAUGAUGGCCAUCCAGUCAGUUAACCUUCUGUUGAAGAGUCUUGGAGCGACACUGACCGAUGUAGACGACCUCAUCUUCAAACUUGCCUACUAUGAGGUGAACUACCAGUUCUACAGGACAGAGAAGCUGAUGUGGGCUGUGGUCAGACAUUACAGUGAGCAGUUCCUGAAACAGAUGUAUGUGUUGGUGCUGGGCCUGGAUGUCCUGGGGAACCCGUUCGGCCUGAUCAGAGGCCUGUCUGAAGGAGUGGAGGCUUUCUUCUACGAGCCCUUCCAGGGAGCCGUUCAGGGACCUGAGGAGUUUGCUGAGGGCUUUGUGAUCGGAGUUCGCAGUCUACUGGGUCACACUGUCGGUGGCGCUGCGGGCAUGGUGUCCCGUAUUACGGGGUCAGUGGGUAAAGGACUGGCUGCCAUCACCAUGGAUAAGGAGUACCAGCAAAAAAGACGGGAGGAGAUGAACAGACCACCCAGAGACUUUGGAGAGAGUCUGGCCAAGGGAGGCAUGGGAUUCUUUAAGGGGGUCGCUGGUGGGGUAACCGGCAUCGUCACCAAACCUGUGGAAGGGGCCAAGAAGGAGGGAGCGGUGGGGUUCUUCAAGGGCAUAGGGAAGGGUCUGGUGGGGGUGGUUGCCAGGCCGACAGGGGGCAUCGUAGACAUGGCCUCCAGCACCUUCCAAGGCAUACAGAGGGUGGCAGAGUCGACCGAGGAAGUGACCAAGCUGAGGCCGGUCAGACUGAUCCGAGAGGACGGAAUCAUCCGACCUUACGACCAGGAGGACGCCAAGGGAUACGACCUUUUCCAGAGGUCAGAGAUCAAGCAGCUGGAAGGAGAGAUCUUCAGAGAACACUGUUUGUACCCUGGACACAGGAAGACCAACGUCAUAGUGACCAACAGGAGAGUGAUGUGUGUGAAGGAGGUGGAGUUUGUGGGACACUUCAACAAAGAGUGGGAGUGUCUGUUUGAGCAUUUCUCAAGGCCUCCGUACGUGGAAGGAGGAGACCUCAUGAUCUACUGCAAGGAACAGAACAAGCUGAAGUUCCAAAAGAGAGAUGGACAGGAACCCAUGAGAGUGCUGCACCUCAAGAACCCUGCCACUGCCCAGAAACUGUGUGAGGCCAUAGAGCAGGCGCAGUCGGCCCAGAGGCAACAUCGGAUGGUGAAGCAAAAAUCACAGCGCUUUCUCAAACUGGGAGACAAGUGUUGAUGUCAUCGCUGCCCGGCAUGAUGUCAUGGUUACCCAGCCUGACGUGAUCACUACUCAGUAGGUGAUCACCACCCAGAAUGAUGUCAUGGUUACCCAGCCUGACGUGAUCACUACUCAGUAGGUGAUCACCACCCAGAAUGAUGUCAUGAUUACCCAGCAUGACGUGAUCACUACUCAGUAGGUGAUCACCACCCAGAAUGAUGUCAUAGUUACCCAGCCUGACGUGAUCACUACUCAGUAGGUGAUCACCACCCAGAAUGAUGUCAUGGUUACCCAGCAUGACGUGAUCACUACUCAGUAGGUGAUCACCACCCAGAAUGAUGUCAUGGUUACCCAGAAUGAUGUCAUGGUUACCCAGCCUGACGUGAUCACUACUCAGUAGGUGAUCACCACCCAGAAUGAUGUCAUAGUUACCCAGCCUGACGUGAUCACUACUCAGUAGGUGAUCACUACCCAGAAUGAUGUCAUGGUUACCCAGCAUGACGUGAUCACUACUCAGUAGGUGAUCACCACCCAGAAUGAUGUCAUGGUUACCCAGCAUGACGUGAUCACUACUCAGUAGGUGAUCACCACCCAGAAUGAUGUCAUGGUUACCCAGAAUGAUGUCAUGGUUACCCAGCAUGACGUGAUCACUACUCAGUAGGUGAUCA
Oncorhynchus masou masou (cherry salmon) is the source of this 4487-nucleotide messenger RNA. RefSeq names its product intermembrane lipid transfer protein VPS13C-like. Gene Ontology annotation, biological process: protein retention in Golgi apparatus; mitochondrion organization; protein targeting to vacuole. The record is from RefSeq and is a predicted model, not a curated record. NCBI's taxonomy places the organism in Eukaryota, Metazoa, Chordata, Actinopteri, Salmoniformes, Salmonidae. Gene Ontology annotation, cellular component: extrinsic component of membrane.